UUAACUUUUGGAAAAGAAAGAGGAACCACUCACCAAAGAAGAGGCGCGCUUCACUCAUACUCUCUUUCUCUAGUUGUCAGCCCAAAGUCCUUGAAGCUUUGCCUCCGACCAAAAUGGCCCUCGUCGGCGUGCUUGCUUUACAGGGCUCUUACAACGAACACAUAGCAGUGCUGAGAAGGCUUGGAGUGAAGGGGGUGGAGAUAAAGAAACCAGAGCAACUCGAGAACUUGGCCUCACUCAUAAUCCCUGGAGGAGAGAGCACCACCAUGGCUAAGCUUGCCGAGUAUCACAACCUGUUUCCUGCUUUGCGUGAGUUUGUGAAGAUGGGGAAGCCUGUCUGGGGAACCUGUGCAGGGCUUAUUUUCUUAGCAAACAGAGCUACAGGACAGAAGAUAGGAGGACAGGAACUUGUUGGAGGCCUAGAUUGCAUGGUUCACAGAAAUUUCUUUGGUAGUCAGAUUCAAAGUUUUGAGACAGAACUUUCAGUACCAGAACUUGCUUCGAAGGAAGGUGGUCCUGAAGUAUUUCGUGGAGUUUUCAUCCGUGCUCCUGCAAUCCUUGAGGUAGGACCAGGAGUUGAAGUCCUGGCUGAUUAUCCUGUCCCAGCUAAUAAGUGGAAGAAUUCAAAUCCUGGUGUUGAAGGUGACAAGGAUUGGGUAUUUCAGGAAAAUUCUGGGUCUGAGAAGAAAGUGAUUGUAGCUGUCAGACAAGGGAAUUUGCUAGCGACUGCCUUCCACCCUGAACUGACAGCAGAUACUCGAUGGCAUAGUUACUUCCUGAAGAUGGCCACUGAAACCGAAGGGGCCUCAAGUAGCAUUGUUUCUGUUGGUGCAGAUCUUGAUUUUAACAAACAGACAAAGAUUGACCUCCCUGUAUUUCUAUAGUGGCGAUGAGAUUUAUGAUCAAGGUUAUUUCCUGAUUUAUGAAGUUAUACAAUAGUUUUUGUCUGUUUCCCUGGUUAUGUUUUAUGACAAAAAAAUGAUGAUAUCCGUAAAAGCUUAAAAGGUCUUUGAUUGUGACCAGGUACUUUUUCAGGUGGUUUCUGCUACUGUUUAGUUUUAGGACAAGAAACCAGUUUUGCAUUUCAAUUUACUGAUGGUGUAUAUAAAAUUAUAAAGCUGAAAUGAACCUUAGGACCUUUUCUAUUCCUAAUAAUAAAUCUUGAUGGCUAAUCUUGGGCCCUAAAUGUCAAGUUUUACUGUAUUGCGUUUACCUUCCUGUGUUUGUUAUGAUUCCAACUUCCCAAGUUUAUCAUUUCGGCCAUGAAUUUGCACCGCAUCCACCCUAUGCCAUGUAAGUCUGCGACUCUGCUCGACCUUGAAUUUUAAAUUUUCA
This is a messenger RNA of Fragaria vesca subsp. vesca, 1335 nucleotides long. RefSeq names its product pyridoxal biosynthesis protein PDX2-like. The record is from RefSeq and is a predicted model, not a curated record. NCBI's taxonomy places the organism in Eukaryota, Viridiplantae, Streptophyta, Magnoliopsida, Rosales, Rosaceae. Gene Ontology annotation, cellular component: glutaminase complex; cytosol. Gene Ontology annotation, molecular function: glutaminase activity. Gene Ontology annotation, biological process: pyridoxal 5'-phosphate biosynthetic process; pyridoxine metabolic process. The coding region runs from base 114 to 884 and encodes 256 amino acids. The transcript has 7 exons.